Rotaria sordida is the source of this 1821-nucleotide messenger RNA. The record is from the annotation of a GenBank genome assembly. NCBI's taxonomy places the organism in Eukaryota, Metazoa, Rotifera, Eurotatoria, Philodinida, Philodinidae.
AUGGGUAAAAAAGCAGCCACUAAUGAAGUGAUCGAUGGACUCGUUAAUGCACUUCGGGAUACCGAUGCUGGUAUCAGACGAUGUGCCUGUGAAGCGCUCUGUAUAAUAGGUGCAAAAACCGCUACCAAUGAAGUGAUCAAUGGACUCAUCAUUGCACUUCGAAAUACCGAUGUUGAUGUCAGACGGUGUGCCUGUCAAGCGCUCGGAGAAAUGGAUGUAAAAGCAGCCGCCAAUGAACUGAUCAAUGAACUCGUCAAUGCACUUCGGGAUGUCAAUGUUGGUGUCAGAUGGCACGCUUGUCAAGCGCUCGAAAAAAUCGGUGAAAAAGCAACCACCAAUGAAGUGAUCAAUGGACUUGUCAAUGCACUUCGGGAUGUCGAUGCUGAUGUCAGAUGGUAUGCCUGUAAAGCACUCGGAGAAAUGGGUGAAAAAGCAGCCACCAAUGAAGUGAUCAAUGAAGUAAUCAAUGGACUCGUCAAUGCACUUCGGGAUGCCGAUGCUGGUGUCAGACAGCAUGCCUGUCAAGCGCUCGAAAAAAUGGGUGAAAAAGCAGCCACCAAUGAACUGAUCAAUGGACUCGUCAAUGCGCUUCGGGAUGUCAAUGUUGGUGUCAGAUGGCAUGCCUGUCAAGCUCUCGAAAAAAUGGGUGAAAAAGCAGCCAUCAAUGAAGUGAUCAAUGGACUCGUCAAUGCAUUUCGGGAUACCGAUGCUUAUGUCCGACGAUAUGCCUGUGAAGCGCUCGAAAAAAUGGGUGAAAAAGGAGCCACCAAUGAAGUGACCAAUGGGCUCGUCAAUGCACUUCGGGAUGUCGAUGCUGGUGUCAGAUGGCGUGCCUGUGAAGCGCUCGGGAAAAUGGGUGCAAAAAUAGCCACUAAUGAAGUGAUCAAUGGACUCGUCAAUGUACUUCGGGAUACCGCCGCGGUUGUCAGACAAUGUGCCUGUGGAGCGCUCUGGGAAAUGGGUGAAAAAGCAGCCACCAAUGAAGUGAUCAAUGAACUCGUCAAUGCACUUCUGGAUGUCAAUCCUGGUGUCAGAUGGCGUGCCUGUCAAGCGCUCAGAAAAAUGGGUGAAAAAGCAGCCACCAAUGAAGUGAUCAAUGGACUCGUCAAUGCACUUCGGGAUGUCGAUGCUGGUGUCAGAUGGUGUGCCUGUGAAGCGCUCGAAAAAAUGGGCGAAAAAGCAGCUAACAAUGAAGUAAUCAAUGGACUCGCCAAUGGACUUCGGGAUGUCGAUGCUGGUGUCAGACGACGUGCCUGUAAAGCGCUAGAAAAAUUGGGCGAAAAAGCAGCUAACAAUGAACUGAUCAAUGGACUCGUCAAUGCACUUGGGAGUGCUGCUGCUAGUGUCAGAUGGCAUGCCUGUAAAGCGCUCGGAGAAAUGGGUGAAAAAGGAGCCACCAAUGAAGUGAUCAAUGGACUCGUCAAUGUACUUCGGGAUGUCGAUACUGAUGUCAGAUGGUGUACCUGUGUAGCGCUGGGAGAAAUGGGUGAAAAAGCAGCCACCAAUGAAGUGAUCAAUGGACUCGUCAAUGCACUUCGGGAUGUCGAUGCUGGUGUCAGAUGUCAUGCUCAGGAAGCGCUCGAAAAAAUGGGUGAAAAAGCAGCCACCAAUGAAGUGAUCAAUGGGCUCGUCAAUGCACUUCGGGAUGUCAAUGCAGGUGUCAGAUGGCGUGCCUGUCAAGUGCUCAAAAAAGUAGGUGAAAGGGCAGCCACCAAUGAAGUUAUCAAUGGACUGUUCAAUGCACUUUGGGAUGGCGAUGCUGAUGUCCGACGAUGUGCCUAUGAAGCGCUUGGAAUAAUGGUUGACAAGGUAUUUUCAUAG